Messenger RNA from Ctenopharyngodon idella (grass carp), 1009 nucleotides. Its product is annotated as zonadhesin-like. The coding region runs from base 32 to 1009 and encodes 325 amino acids. The record is from RefSeq and is a predicted model, not a curated record. NCBI's taxonomy places the organism in Eukaryota, Metazoa, Chordata, Actinopteri, Cypriniformes, Xenocyprididae. The transcript has 2 exons.
CAGUUCUAAACCUGAGAAACCUAGUGCUCCCAUGGAACCUAGUUCCCCUCCAUCUGAGAAAUCUAGCUCUCACCCUUCUGAGAAACCCAGUUCUAAACCUGAGAAACCUAGUGCUCCCAUGGAACCCAGUUCCUCUCCAUCUGGGAAGUCUAGCUCUCAUCCUGAGAAACCCAGUUCUAAACCUGAGAAACCUAGUGCUCUCAUGGAACCCAGUUCUAAACCUGAGAAACCUAGUGCUCCCAUGGAACCCAGUUCCUCUCCAUCUGAGAAGUCUAGCUCUCAUCCUGAGAAACCCAGUUCUAAACCUGAGAAACCUAGUGCUCCCAUGGAACCCAGUUCUAAACCUGAGAAACCUAGUGCUCCCAUGGAACCCAGUUCCUCUCCAUCUGAGAAGUCUAGCUCUCAUCCUGAGAAACCCAGUUCUAAACCUGAGAAACCUAGUGCUCCCAUGGAACCCAGUUCCUCUCCAUCUGAGAAGUCUAGCUCCCAUCCUGAGAAACCCAGUUCUAAACCUGAGAAACCUAGUGCUCCCAUGGAACCCAGUUCCUCUCCAUCUGAGAAGUCUAGCUCCCAUCCUGAGAAACCCAGUUCUAAACCUGAGAAACCUAGUGCUCCCAUGGAACCCGGUUCCUCUCCAUCUGAGAAAUCUAGCUCCCACCCUUCUGAGAAACCCAGUUCUAAACCUGAGAAACCUAGUGCUCCCAUGGAACCCAGUUCUAAACCUGAGAAACCUAGUGCUCCCAUGGAACCCAGUUCCUCUCCAUCUGAGAAGUCUAGCUCUCAUCCUGAGAAACCCAGUUCUAAACCUGAGAAACCUAGUGCUCCCAUGGAACCCAGUUCUAAACCUGAGAAACCUAGUGCUCCCAUGGAACCCAGUUCCUCUCCAUCUGAGAAGUCUAGCUCUCAUCCUGAGAAACCCAGUUCUAAACCUGAGAAACCUAGUGCUCCCAUGGAACCCGGUUCCUCUCCAUCUGAGAAGUCUAGCUCCCAUCCUGAGAAACCCAUCUAG